CUCUCCCUCUCUCUCUCUCUCUCUCUCUCUCUCUCUCUCUCUCUCUCUCUCUCUUCCGUGGAUUUCGAUAACAUUUGAACGCCGGUCACGGUGGAGCUGCGGCCGAGAAGAACUCUGUUGGAAGAUCAGCGUCGGAGAUUCCUCGCGUCUUGGCAUGAACCAUUUUGGCUCGGGAGCUUUUUUGGGAUUUGAAAGUGUGUGCCUUUGUGGUUCUUUUCUCCAGUAAUGGGUUCAAAAUCGUACGGAAAUCUUUUCGAUUUGGCUUCCGGUGAUCUUUUGGAUAUUCCUCAGACACCGAGAGCUCUUCCAAGAGUGAUGACUGUUCCCGGAAUCAUCUCUGAUGUGGAUGAAUAUGGCGUCAAUGCUGGUGAUUCAGACAUCAGUUCAUUGCGUCCACGUGAGCGGAAGAUCAUAGUAGCUAACUUUCUUCCUCUGAAUGCAAAAAGGGAUUUGGAAACUGGAAAGUGGGGAUUCAGCCCAGACAAAGAUUCUAUCUUGCUGCAUCUCAAGGAUGGCUUUUCUUCUGCCACAGAAGUCAUAUAUGUUGGAUCACUUAAGGUUGAUGUAGAUGUUAGCGAGCAAGAUGAAGUUUCCCAGAAACUUCUAGAGGAAUUCAACUGCAUACCGACAUUUCUGCCACAAGACGUGCAGAAAAAAUUCUACCUUGGCUUCUGUAAACAGCAUAUGUGGCCGCUGUUCCAUUACAUGCUACCCAUGUGCCCCGAUCAUGGUGAUCGUUUCGAUCGUGCUCUUUGGCAGGCAUAUGUUUCUGCCAACAAAAUAUUCGCAGACAAGGUGAUGGGAGUGAUUACUCAGGAGGAAGAUUAUGUCUGGAUUCAUGACUAUCAUCUAAUGGUUCUCCCAACGUUUCUGAGGAAGCGUUUUCACAGGGUUAAGCUUGGUUUCUUCCUCCACAGUCCAUUUCCUUCGUCAGAAAUUUAUCGAACCUUGCCUGUUCGAGAGGAAAUACUUAGGGGACUCUUAAAUUGCGAUCUUAUUGGUUUUCACACCUUUGAUUAUGCACGCCAUUUCUUAUCGUGUUGCUGUAGAAUGCUUGGAUUGGGCUAUGAAUCUAAGAGAGGACAUAUUGCUGUUGACUACCUAGGCCGUACAGUUUAUCUUAAGAUUCUUCCUGUCGGUAUCCACAUGGGUAGGCUGGAAUCGGUUCUGAAUCUUCCAUCUACUGCUGAAAAAAUGAAAGAGAUCCAACAGAAGUAUCGAGGUAAAAAGGUAAUUCUUGGUGUCGAUGACAUGGACAUAUUUAAAGGUAUAAGCCUAAAAUUAUUGGCCUUGGAGCAGCUCCUACGGCAAUAUCCUAGUAUUCAAGGUAAAAUAGUCCUUAUUCAGAUUAUCAACCCGGCCAGGGGAUCGGGUAAGGAUGUCCAAGAAGCAAAAAAGGAGACAUACUCUACCGUCAAAAGGAUCAACGAGCGUUAUGGUUCACCUGAUUAUGAGCCUGUUGUUCUGAUUGAUCGUCCUGUUCCCCGGUAUGAGAAGUCUGCCUAUUAUGCACUGGCAGAAUGCUGUAUAGUUAAUGCAGUGAGGGAUGGGAUGAACUUAGUUCCGUACAAGUACAUUGUUUGCAGACAGGGAACUCCUUGUAUGGAUCAAGCCUUGGGAAUUAGUGCGGAUACUCCUCGAACAAGCACACUUGUCGUGUCUGAGUUCAUGGGUUGUUCACCAUCUCUGAGUGGUGCAAUCAGGGUUAAUCCAUGGAAUAUCGAUGCUGUAGCCGAGGCGUUAUUUUUGGCGGUCACUAUGUCUGAUUUGGAGAAGCAGCUACGGCAUGAAAAGCACUAUAACUACGUUAGUUCGCACGAUGUGGCUUACUGGGCGCGCAGCUUUUCGCAGGAUUUAGAGAGGGCGUGUCGUGAUCAUUACAGCAAACGGUGCUGGGGAGUGGGUUGGGGUCUUGGGUUUAGGCUCGUGUCUCUUUCCCCUAAUUUCAGGAAGCUGUCCACUGAAAAUGUCGUUUCUGCAUAUAGAAGAUCGAGCAGUAGGGCGAUAUUUCUUGACUAUGAUGGCACUCUAGUCCCCGAAACAGCAAUUGUCAAGUCCCUGAGCCCGGAGGUUGCAUCUGCAUUGGAGAUCCUUUGCAGUGAUCCUAAAAACACUGUAUUUGUUAUUAGUGGGAGGGGUAGGGCAUCGUUGACUGAGUGGCUUUCACCAUGUGAGAAUCUUGGAAUAGCUUCCGAGCACGGGUAUUUCAUAAGGUGGAGCAAUUCAUCUGACUGGGAGACAAGCGGGUUUUCUGAAAAUCUUGAAUGGAAGAAAAUCGUGGAACCGAUUAUGAGAGUAUAUACAGAGACCACAGAUGGAUCAAAUAUAGAGCCGAAAGACAGUGCUCUGGUAUGGCAUCAUCAAGAUGCGGAUCCAGACUUUGGUUCUUGUCAAGCCAAGGAGCUAUUGAACCACCUAGAAGCCGUUCUUGUGAACGAACCCGUCGUAGUAAACAGAGGCCGCAACAUUGUGGAAGUUAAGCCACAGGGAGUAAGCAAAGGAGUUGUCACGGAGAAAGUUCUGAACAGGAUGUCUGAAAAUGGGAACCCACCGGAUUUCGUGGUAUGCAUAGGGGAUGACAGGUCGGAUGAAGAUAUGUUCGAGAGCAUCACAAGCACUCUCACGGCCCGAUCCUCACCCGUUUCUUCUCCGGAGAUAUUCGCCUGCACGGUAGGGAGAAAGCCGAGCAAAGCAAAGUACUUCUUGGACGACGUAUCCGACGUGGAGAAACUUCUUCAAGGCCUUGGUAAUGCUUCGAAUGCAAAGCCCAGGUACUCUACUCCCUUGAAAGUUUCCUUUGAAAGCACUGCCUGAUCAAUGAGGACAUUAUGGAAAGAGAACUAUACUUGGACUGAUACAUUCGGUGUUUGUUUCUGUACAUACAAAAUUCGUAAUCUCCUUUGCUUGUCAAUUUGAUAUCUGGUAAAAAAACUGAAAGAAACCCAGGAUUUAGGUCUCCAUGUGAGAAUGAGAGAGAGAGAGAGAGAGAAGAAGGAAAACAGUAUGGACAGGUCCACACACACACACACACACACACUUAUAUAUAUAUAUAUAUAUAUAUAGCAAGAACAAGAUCUGCUGUUUUGUUGAGUCAUAUGUAGUUCUGUCUUGCCUGAGGAUGAUAUUUGCAUCGUUGAGUUUCUGUCCCCCUUUGGUUUGUAUAUGGUGUUGUGUGUAAACUACUCUCUUAAUUCAUCUUCUCUCUCCUCUUAAAUCUCAUUUUGUUUCCAUCUGUUUACAUGUAUACAUAUGUGCACAUAUACACACAUGCAUGCAUGUAUGCAUGCAUAUAUGUAUGGUGAUGGUGUGUUUGGGGUUAUCUCUCA
Molecule: messenger RNA, 3326 nt
Organism: Tarenaya hassleriana
Lineage: Eukaryota; Viridiplantae; Streptophyta; Magnoliopsida; Brassicales; Cleomaceae
Product: probable alpha,alpha-trehalose-phosphate synthase [UDP-forming] 10
Exons: 4
Coding region: 226-2814 (862 amino acids)
Biological process (GO): trehalose biosynthetic process
Cellular component (GO): cytosol
Molecular function (GO): catalytic activity
Source: RefSeq, a predicted model, not a curated record